UAUGAUAGGCGAAAAUGCAACAAAACUAAACAAUUCACGUAACGGACAGAAUGCCUGCUGACUUGCUAUGAGUUCGAAUCUUGUCCGUUCCGUGAGUUACCUCUUCAGAACAGCUUGCCUCGUUGUUUUGAUGUUUUGAGUAUUUUACUGCAUAAAUAUUUUUGCAUUGGUUGAGGUCCAGCUGCGGGUUUCUUGAUGGUGCUUAUCUAUAGAUCCUGGACUUCUUGUGAAGAUUUAUAGCUCAACUGUCUCUUAAAGAGAGCUGAGCUGCAGAUCACCUGCAUCUUAAGAGGUUUUGGGGUACGGCUAGUAGGCCUCAUGGAUGAGUUGCAAUAGAGGGGGCUGGGGUUUGUCUUACGGGAGAUAUCUCUUUGAGAGUGACCAAAACACUUCUAGUUUAAAUUACUUUUCUAAACAACUACUAGGAGGCUCUUAUUAGUAGCAAAUUAUGCCCUAUUGUUUACAAAGCAUAUUAACUUUUGUUUUGUUUCUUCCUACAGUUGGUGAUCGCUGAGUGAGACUGUGCAAGUGGCUGGGAAUCAAUCAGCCAAUAUCUGUAGCCUCCUAAUUCAUCCAGCCUGUUCCACUACACAACACCUGCAGCCAUGGUGAAAUACGAAGAAGAGGAGACCUACAGCUUCCGUCUGUCUCACCUGGAUGAUGGAAUCUACUCCGACACCAGCACCAUCUCAUCUACACAUAAACAACGUAUCGACUCACUCUUCAGGGACAAGAGAAGGCAGGACAAAUUGCACCCUGAUCCUGUGCCCCUUUGGCUCCCUCCCGAGCCUUUUCGGCCUGACCCCAUGCCUCUGCCGGCCAACCCAGUGCAGGAGGAACUGGAGCGCAUGUUUGGGGGUCGGGACCAACGACAGAGAGCCUUCCUGGAUGUGCGUGCCACUGUCCAGGCACAGAUUGAGAGGUUGUUUGCUGAUGCCACCAGUGAGCCCAUACUGGGGACUCACGCCCCACCCCCUCGCUCACCGCCAGCCCCAUGCGUGUUAGACCCUCCACCGCUUGCAGCCCCUUCCCCACCGCAGCACCAGCAAUCCCACACUCCUUCCCCUACCGCUAACAGUUGCGCCAGUCGGCCCAGAAGUGGAGUCAGUCCAGAGGAGUCGCUCGAGGCGGCGACACCACGAGUGUGUGUCUCCAGCAUGAAGUACCGUGUGGAUUAUUUAGGAGCGUUGCAGCUGGCCGAGAAAGCCACCAGUCUGGAUGUGCUGCAGACACCACUCAAAGACCUUUACUACAAAUACCGUCUGUGUGUUUCCCGGGGCAAGCGGCCAGUGUCGGGAACGCUGCAAAUUACCGAAGCCGGGCUCAAGAUUACUCAUGGCAGCGUAGACUCCUGUGAUGGCCAUUUAGAGUUUACUAACCCAUUCCCGACUAUUGCGGUAUGGGCGGCGGUGAAGCUGGUGAUCCGCAAGGAGAUGUCAGAACAAGGCCAAGUUGGGUACUCGUACGCCUUCCUUCCACUCAUUUGUGACCCGGAGGCACAGGACAAGUACAAUCUUUAUCACGCACUCAACGUACCAGAGCCUAGCGUCAUGACCAUCCAGCACCCGCCUAUGUUCGCCUGCGUCAUGAGGAAGGUGGGUGUUCCCAAAGUGCUCGAGUGCCAUGGCUUCGUGUGUCAGUCGUCUGAGGAUGCCAUCGUGAUGGCUGCUAACUUGUACCAGGCACUGCUGGAAAACAUGAGAAGUGAGGCACCGAGCGAGGCCUCUAGUGACACUCGGGAGGACGACCGACACGUCAUGAGUGACAGUGAAAUGGUGCCAGUUAGACCGCCUCGAAAGAAGCGCUCACGUCGCUCAGAAUCCCCGAAUUUUGGACAGGGACUGCGGCGUGCUAGCAGUGAAGAUAUCCUAAAGUCACACAUUAUUGUGGAUGACUCCCGAACCAGCAAACGACGACUAAAACGUUCCAUUAGUGAGCGUCACCCGGGCGCCUUCCUGCUAGAUCCCGGUGAUGUGUACACCAGAGUGGCGCUACCUCGCUCCAAGUCUUUCAUGAACGUCACUAAUAAGUACAAUUUCCAUGACCUCUUGGAUGACGUCAAACAGAAGACGGGCCUAAAGAGUGUGGAUGAGGUGCUGAAACAAGUGAUAAAUCCGCGUGGAAUGUCGUUUAGCGAGAUGGAUCCCGACCAACGAGAGAUUCUUUUGAAGCUGGCUCUAACAUUGUCCAAGGACGAGAUCUACCAGCGGUCUAAGAACAUCAUGAGACAACAAACUCGAGGCCGCAGUUCCUCUCUCAUGAGCCUCAUGGAUUCUGAUAGUGACGGAUCCACCAUCUCCUCAGUUUUGAAGGCCACCAAACGAUCAUUUUCGCGAUUGGGCUCCCGCGCCUCUAGCCUACAGUCAAGCUAUCUGAAGGACAAGUCACCACUCAGAAAGUUGGUCAACAACAAAAACCGCUAUAUGUUUGAGAAGGGACGCAACAACAGUGCUGCGAGACGGGCAGACAAUAAAGAGAACGAGUUCACUCACAUGCUAGAGGUCAGUGGGAGGAAAGUGGCACCUAAAACGCCAAUGCCUCGACGAAAUUCGUCCCAAGCCAACGAAGGCUAUUUGUCGUGUAGCGAGUGUGGUUACGACAGUGAAUGUUCCAGCAAGUGUUACUGCUCUCUACCCCGGCGAGCCUCAUCGACCAAGCCAAACGACAAACAUAAAGACCACGACUCCCCGUGUGACUGUGACACUGAAAGCUGUGCUGAGAGUGAGAAAUGUUACUGUUCUCUCAAACGGGUCAAGAAGAACGGCCUGAAGAUGUAUGAAAUUAACCUAGACUCUGAGACCGACACCAACGCCACGAUGAAGAGCAUCGCCUCCUACAAGAAAGGCUACGGGUCACACUCCAACCUCAGUGAACUGGAGUCGCAUCCAACUUCGUGGAAGCGAAACACUGGUGGGUCGUCUACCAGCACCACACAAAACAAGAGCUCUUCCUUGUACCUGACCGAACAAAGUAAGAGUCGAUCUGCAGGCACUGUCUUCUCCUUGCACCCGGAUGUCAUGAGGAAGAAAAGUCUGUCGUCGAAUUUAUCGACCGACUCCGAGAUCUCUGCGAUGCAUCGAUCAUCAGACGGGUCCGGAUACCACAGCCAGGACAGCGGGCGACGUCAGGUUCCACCUCAUCAGAGGGCAGCAAGUACCGAGUCUCUCCUCUCGUCUCCCAGACUUCGACGGCAUCCUUCAGGGUCCCUUGGAUCGGGGGGCUCCAGGGGAUCACAGGUGUCGUCACAAGGGAGCGGCAGUGGGAUAGGGACACAUCGCUCACAAGGUUCUAGGGGCUCCGGAUCUUCUAACCAGAAGAUUCUGUUGGUAUCAGCAGUGGACCCCAGUGGGAAGGUGGUGUACCGCGGGGCAUCACAACGCCAGAAGAGGGAUGACAGUGACACUGCUUCCAUCCUUUCAAUGAAGAAGACGGCCGAGAUUGCUGCCCUUUUCUCAGAGCUUAAACUUAGCCAGACGACCGACCUUAUCAACCAUCUCAACCAGUCAGCGUCGGAGUCUGAAGACGAUGCGUAUUCCUCCAUGCAAGCCAAUAAUUCCUUCCUCUUCUCAGACAACAUCGAAAACUCACUGGGUUACUUGCCGUGAGGGGUGGUAAGCACCGCAUGACAGAUGGCACUCCUGAUAGUGACGCAUGCCGCAGUGCAACAGUUGGCAGGGUGACCGCCCCUCCAACCCACAUCACACUACACCCAACCCACGCCUCCCUCUCUGGCUGUACCAUACGCUCCUACCAAUCACGCCCACAACUCACAAAUUGGAGAUGAAACUAGAUAACGUUUCUGUCUGUCCUAGAACAUUAUCAAGUAGUUAUUGAUAGCGUGCAUAGUACUGAAAUUAGGAACGUUACUAAUUAUCAAUGAUUCCCUAAGUUACCUGGCGAUAUAUUGUUGCAUCCCUUCAGUAUUUAGCAUCACUGAAAUUAAUUUUAUGAAUAUCUAUACCUGACCUUCCGAAAUUCAUUAUAAUUGUUCCACAUACAGGGUAUCUAUGCUGAAUAUCUACGCCUUUCGAACCAACAUGAAGCAAAUGUCGUCUUUUGCUAUAUAUAAAAUUUGUGGGUUGUGAAUUAUUCCAGCAACGGUAGUGAAAUUAAUUGUACAAUGCAAGUUGCUUAUAUACAUACAGCUGACACUACAGUGAAACGCCAGUGACUAAGGCCUAGUGACAGGGUCAUUGUUCCCGCUCAGCCUUUCAGAGGCUACAGUGAGAGGUAGUUAAGUGGGCAGUGAUGAUUCUUAAGUCAUCGUCAGUGAUGGGAAGGUAUCGUGUGAUGAUGCUACGUGUCAUUAUAUUUUUAGAUUAGUCCCCCUCCCGUCCAGGCUUCACCUCACACUCCCCCCACCGCCAUAAAUGUCAGUGUUUACAAAAAAAAUUGUAUUAGCUUGUAUAUUCAUAAAAAAUGUAUAAAGUACCUUAUUUCUAAUAUUUUACAAUAUACUAUUAUUGAGAAUAACGAAAAUAUUAUGAAACAAAAUAUUCAUCCCAAGUUUAUUU
Molecule: messenger RNA, 4514 nt
Organism: Cherax quadricarinatus
Lineage: Eukaryota; Metazoa; Arthropoda; Malacostraca; Decapoda; Parastacidae
Product: serine-rich adhesin for platelets
Source: RefSeq, a predicted model, not a curated record